Manduca sexta (tobacco hornworm) is the source of this 907-nucleotide messenger RNA. Its product is annotated as 17-beta-hydroxysteroid dehydrogenase 14. NCBI's taxonomy places the organism in Eukaryota, Metazoa, Arthropoda, Insecta, Lepidoptera, Sphingidae. The coding region runs from base 98 to 853 and encodes 251 amino acids. The record is from RefSeq and is a predicted model, not a curated record. The transcript has a single exon.
AUUAGCCAAUUUAGUUCUACCCUUUCAAUGAGUAUACAAGAAUUUCAGUGACAUUAUAUUCCACCAUUGAAUUUGUCAGUAAUUUGACUGUUUAAUAAUGAGUUUUAAGAACAAAGUCGUUUUAGUCACUGGUGGUAGUUCUGGCAUAGGAGCGGCCACUGCUGAGCUGUUCUCUAAGAAUGGAGCUGAUGUCGUCAUCGUGGGACGCAAUGAGAGCAAGUUACGUAUUGUCGCUGACCGAUGUUCGACCCUCGGCCGUACUCCACUCACAAUCACCGCCGACGUCUCCAAAGAACAAGAUCUCACCGCUAUUAUCGAAAGGACCAUCGAGAAGUAUCACCAACUUGACGUACUAGUAAAUAACGCCGGCAUUGCUUGCAUUACUGAUCUAAUUGAUGGUGAUUUCCUUUCUAAAUUUGAUGAAGUUAUGAGCACCAAUCUCCGAUCAGCUGUUGUUCUUACUAAAUUAGCGAUACCACACUUAAUCAAAACGAAGGGGAAUAUCAUCAAUAUGUCUAGUGUGAUGAGCACCAGGUUCAAAAAGAGCCAACUGGCGUAUGGCACUUCGAAAGCAGCAUUAGAUUAUUUCACAAAGGCUUCGGCGACGGAAUUGGCUCAAUUUGGAGUUAGAGUGAAUUGCAUCAACCCAGGGUUCACGAGAACUGAUAUAAUGACGACUACAGGAAUGCCGAUGUCUACUUGGGACGUAUUGGCUCCUACAACAGCCCUCGGUAAAGUUUCAGAACCUGAAGAAAUAGCUGAUAUGGUACUUUACUUGGCCAGUAACAAGGCUAGAAGUAUUACUGGAACGUCCAUUAUUGUCGAUAAUGGUAGUUCUAUUGUUUCUAGGUGAUUUAAAUAUUGUAACAUUGAGUAGUGAUUAUGAAAACAUCAAGUAUUUACAAAA